Messenger RNA from Molossus molossus (Pallas's mastiff bat), 990 nucleotides. It is a transcript of the gene TMEM255B, whose product is annotated as transmembrane protein 255B. NCBI's taxonomy places the organism in Eukaryota, Metazoa, Chordata, Mammalia, Chiroptera, Molossidae. The coding region runs from base 1 to 990 and encodes 329 amino acids. The record is from RefSeq and is a predicted model, not a curated record. The transcript is spliced from 9 exons.
AUGCAGCCGCCCGCGCUGCCGGUGCCGGGGCCCCUGGCCCUGCUGGACACGACAGAAGGGUUUACGAGAAGAAAGAAGACUUCCCUUUGGUUUGUGGGGUCUCUGCUGGUGGUGUCUGUCUUCAUCCUGACCAUUGGCCUCGCGGCCACCACCAGGACGGAGAAUGUGACUGUUGGGGGCUACUACCCAGGGAUCAUCCUGGGCUUCGGAUCUUUCUUAGGAAUUAUUGGCAUCAACCUGGUGGAGAAUCGAAGGCAAAUGUUGGUGGCAGCCAUCGUGUUCAUCAGCUUCGGCGUGGUGGCCGCCUUCUGCUGUGCCAUUGUGGACGGUGUGUUUGCCGCUCGGCACAUAGAACCAGGACCCCUCACCACGGGAAGAUGCCAGUUCUACUCCAGCGGGGUGGGAUACUUGCCCGACGUCUACCAGACAGAGGUCACCUGUCAUUCCCUGAACAGCAAGUGCCAGCUGAAGGUGAAGAGCAAUACCUGCUAUUGCUGUGACCUCUACAACUGCCAGAGCACGGAGUACUCGCCCACCUACUACGAGUUCGUGGGCGUGCGUGGCUGUCAGGACGUGCUGCACCUCUACCGGCUGCUCUGGGCCUCGGCUGUGCUGAACAUCCUGGGCCUGUUCCUGGGCAUCGUCACGGCGGCCGUGCUGGGGGCCUUCAAGGACAUGGUCCCUCUGUCCGAGCUGGCCUACAGACCAUCUGCUCCACCUCAGAUCCUCUACAACCCUGCCCAGCAGAUCCUGGCCUACUCGGGCUUCUGCCCAGCACCCGCGACCCUUCCCACCUGCUCGUCCUACCCUCUGCCUCUCCAGCCGUCCAGCCGCUUCCCAGCCUCGCCCUCCACUGACCUCUCCCUGUCUGAGGACACGCAGCCUCCGUCCCAGUCCAGCUCCAGCUUCGGGCUUCCGCCCAACGCCCCGCCUCUCUAUGCUCCAGCCCCUUUCCUCCCUGGGGAGAAGCCUCCCCCCUACGCUCCUUGA